AUGUUGUCCCUUCACAUCCCGCUGUCUCACUCAAAGCCAUCGGGAUACCAGCUUUCGGAGCUUCCAAUCCCUAAACUCGGCAAUGAUACGGACGUUCUCAUAAAGGUUCAUGCUGCAAGCAUCAACCCGAUCGAUGUGAAAAGAGCCGGCGGAGAGCUCAAACAAGUGGUGAAAGACUCUUUUCCCUUUAAAAUCGGAUACGAUGCUGCUGGUGUGGUCACUCAAACUGGUUCUGGUGUGACCCGGGUCAAAGUCGGCGAUGCGGUUUAUGUCAGACUUCCGGAAAUCAAUCGAGGUUCAUGCAGCGAAUACGUGACAUGCUCGGAAGAACAGUUGGGCCUGAAGCCCCCUUCGCUGUCAUUUGAAGAUGCUGCUUCAAUGCCCCUGGCAGCCAUGACAGCGCUCCAGGCCCUCAGAAAAUAUGGCGAUCUUACAGGAAAGACAGUCUUUGUACCCGCUGGCUUGAGUGGUACUGGUUUAUUUGCAUGCCAACUAGCCAAACACGUGUUUCAUGCAAACAAAGUGAUUUGUACUGUCUCAACCUCGAAGAUUCCCAAGGUGAAAGAGCUUCUAGGUGAAGGGACUGUGGAUGAGAUCAUUGAUUACAAAAAAACUGACCCAAGAGACGUCAUUGAGAAAGGCUCAGUGGACUUCCUUUUCGAUACGGUCGGACUCGCCAUGCAAUAUCUCUGUCUCAUGAAGCCAAAUUCAAGCCGCAUCGUGUCUGUCUCUACUACGCCAUCAGCGACCGUGCUACAGAACUCUUCGUUAAUGAGACUACCUCACAAUCCCACGAUCCCGUCUUAUCUCCGACCCGUUUUGAACCUCAUGGACUAUAUUCGCAAGUUCAGAGCAGGUCGAUACGGGGCCGAGUAUGAGUAUAUGAUUUUGGAGUCUAGCGGCAAGGACUUGGAUGAGCUUAGGGGAUACGUUGAGGAUGGUAAGCUGAAGACCGUUGUAGGAACAAGUGUUGAGCUUCGCGACUUAGAAGCUGUUCAGAAAGCGUGCCAGGUUGUUUACGAUGGGAAGGGCGGCCUUGGAAAGUUGGUCAUUCUUGUUGCUAGCAUCGAGAGCUCAUGA
Molecule: messenger RNA, 1080 nt
Organism: Penicillium verhagenii
Lineage: Eukaryota; Fungi; Ascomycota; Eurotiomycetes; Eurotiales; Aspergillaceae
Product: NADP-dependent oxidoreductase
Exons: 5
Coding region: 1-1080 (359 amino acids)
Cellular component (GO): mitochondrion
Molecular function (GO): oxidoreductase activity
Source: RefSeq, a predicted model, not a curated record